This is a messenger RNA of Impatiens glandulifera, 1948 nucleotides long. Its product is annotated as transcription activator GLK1-like. The record is from RefSeq and is a predicted model, not a curated record. Gene Ontology annotation, cellular component: nucleus. The transcript has 6 exons. Lineage: Eukaryota; Viridiplantae; Streptophyta; Magnoliopsida; Ericales; Balsaminaceae. Gene Ontology annotation, molecular function: DNA-binding transcription factor activity; transcription cis-regulatory region binding. Gene Ontology annotation, biological process: positive regulation of DNA-templated transcription. The coding region runs from base 245 to 1534 and encodes 429 amino acids.
CUCUCCUUCGAUCCUAGGAAGAAUUAAAAACAGCUCACGAGAAAACACUUCACUUUAAUAGAGAGAUUUUAUUUUCAAACUUCAAAAAAAUGGCGACCACAAGCCUAAACCAGAUUAUUAUAAUACUCCCAUCGCCACAAUCCAAAACUAUUCGUUCAAUACAAAUCUAAACUCACACCCCUUGUGGUUCAGAUCCAGUUCUCUCAACACCACCAUUCACAAACUUUUCAAUUUCCCUUUGGUGAUGCUAGCCGCGGUUUCAUCCUUCACCCUCAACAAAGAUGAAAGAGAAGGAGAAACAACCGAUCAAAGCUUCUCAAUCAUGGCCGGAGACGAUAUUCCCGAGUUCUUACUCGAUGUUAGCAUUGACUUCGAUGACUUGUUUAUGGGAAUUAACGAUGAAGAUAUCUUACCCGAUUUGGAAAUGGACCCCGAUCUUCUUGCUGACUUUUCUCUUGAUGUAUCCGACCUAAACCUAACGUCUUUCUCUGCUCGCGAUGAAGAAGAUGAAGAUAGGGUUUCGGAUUAUGGUUCUGGGUCGAGCUCGAGCCUUAGCCCCGAUCAAUCUUCUUCAAAGGGUGCAAAGAUAAACGAGCUGUCGUGUUCUCCAAAGACUAGUAAUAUCGAGAAAGGAAGGAGAUCUAAGGUUUCCGGGAAUUCUAAGAAUAACAAUCCUCAUGGAAAAAGGAAAGUAAAGGUGGAUUGGACUCCAGAUCUGCAUAGAAGAUUUGUUCAAGCGGUCGAGCAAUUGGGAGUGGAUAAGGCAGUCCCUUCAAGGAUUCUUGAACUGAUGGGCAUUGAUUGUCUCACUCGCCAUAAUAUUGCAAGUCAUCUUCAAAAAUAUAGGUCUCAUCGCAAGCAUUUGUUAGCGAGAGAAGCCGAGGCAGCAAAUUGGAACCAAAGGCGACAAUUGUAUGGAACAACAACAGGUGUUGGUGGGAAGAACAUGAGCCCAUGGCUUGCACCAACAAUGGGCUUCCCUCCCAUGGCGGCCCCUCCACCACCUCCGAUGCAACAUUUCAGACCCUUACACGUAUGGGGCCAACCAUCAGCCGACCAAUCAAUGCUCAUGCAUAUGUGGCCUAAACAUAUACCUCCCUCUCCAUCUCCGCCUUCCACCGCCACUUGGCCAUCUCCUCCAACUAGGCCACACCUUGACCCCUUUUGGCACUCACAUCAAUAUCAAAGGGCACCGGCAACACCUGGUUUUCCGGCGCCGGUUCCACCUAUGGCAGCUGCAAUGGCAACAACGAGAUUUGCUGCUCCAACGGUCCCAGGCAUUCCACAUCAUCAUCAUCACCAUGCCGCCAUGUAUAGACCGGCGGUUGACCCCGGUUCGACCAGAACAACCGCCCCAAAUCCUCCGGCUGAUUUUCAUCCGUCAAAGGAAAGCAUAGAUGCGGCCAUUGGAGAUGCUCUAUCAAAGCCAUGGCUUCCACUUCCAAUCGGGUUGAAAUCGCCAUCUCUCGAUAGUGUCAUGGGUGAACUACAACGUCAAGGAGUUCCCAAAAUACCCCCAACCACAUGUGUUUGAACUUGGAACUAAUAAUAAUUAAUAUUCAUGGUCUUUUUUCUCCAUCAGUAUUGAUCGAUGAUCAAGGCAACUUCAUGGGUCUGAUCUUGGAUGGAGGCUCGGAUCAAAAAACCCUAAAAUUCGACGACUUUUCAUGCACUUGGAUACAAAUUGUCUCCUUUUUUUCAGCUAUAAUGUGUCUAGCUAAGCAUACUGGUCUAGCUAGCUAUGCAUGCCAGCCAGUGAUGAUGCUGAUAAUUGCUGUUGUGAGUUUGACAACUCUAAGUGCGUUAUGUCUUUUUCAAUGUAUUAUUUUUAGAUGAGGUACUUUAUGUGUGAACUCAAUAAUUUUGUAACAAACAAAAAAACAAAACUAACAUUUACGGGGUUCUUUUGAAACUAUAUAUAAUAAUUAUGAGAACUUCUUUUGAUUUA